This is a messenger RNA of Naegleria lovaniensis, 1347 nucleotides long. RefSeq lists its product as uncharacterized. The record is from RefSeq and is a predicted model, not a curated record. NCBI's taxonomy places the organism in Eukaryota, Heterolobosea, Eutetramitea, Acrasida, Naegleriidae. The transcript has a single exon. Bases 1 to 1347 code for a protein of 448 amino acids.
AUGGGCAAUACUUCACCAAUCGUAGCAGGAUCAUGGAGAGAAAAAUCAGGUAAAAUUUGGCACUGCACACAAAACGGCAAUCAAUUUACUUGGACUCAGGAAGGCACAGGAAGACAAGCGAACGGAACCAUUGUUGCUGUUUCUAUGGCUCCAGCUUCAUUCUCCAUUCACAUCACUUUUGAUGGAAAUGUUCAUUGGAAAUUGACUCCAAGUUUGGAUGGAACUGCAUUGACUGGUAAAAGUGAUACUUUUUAUCGUGUGAGCACAGGAGUUGCAUUGGCACCUGCAACCAUUCACAAUUUGGCUGGUGUUCCUUCUCAAACUUUGAAUACCACUCCUUCUCACACUUUGAAAGCCAUGCAUGUGAAUUUGAUGGGUGUUACUUUCAGAGAAAAUUCAGGAAAGACUUGGAUUGUUGAAUCACAACCACACACUGGUUAUGUCAUCUUGAAAAAUCAACAAGAUUCAAGAAGAGCCUAUACCUACAUUGUUCGUGAUGUUUCACAAAACAAGUACACUAUUUUCAUUGAUUUCCAAGGAGCUGACACUGCUUUCCGUGUUGACACUUUUGAUAUCAAUACUUGGCCACUUCAGAAUGGAGAUUGUUUCAGAGCAAUAACCUCCAUUGUUCAACCAUCAGCCACUGUGGUCACAACAACCACAACACCAGUCUUCAAUGUGAAUAUUGGAUCAAGUGGAAUCAGUGUCGGUGUUCCAACUCACACAACAACCACCUAUGUACCUCCACCAACAACAUACGUUCAACCUCAAACAACAUAUGUACCUCCACCAACAACUUCCUACAUUCCACCACAACAAAGUUAUGUACCUCCGCAACAACCACAAUACGUUCCACCUCCACAACCUUUCUGUGGUGUUUCAUCAACAACAUUUACUCCACCAGUGACAACAUCAAUCUAUCCAAAUAUGACUGUUAGCAGCAACCCUUACGGAGGAAUGAAUCCAAUGGUUAAUUCAAUUGUUCAAGCUUGUCAAAAUCAAAAUUUUGACUCUGACAAGCUCAAGACUGUUAUCACCUAUUCCCAAUCUCAAAUGUCACCAGUGGUUGGAACCGAUAUCAUUAGGAUCAUUGGCUUGUUUAACUUUGAUUCCGACAAGUAUAAGGUUAUUCAACAAUUGAGAACAACAAAUAAUAUUGCUGGAUUGGACUCUAACACCGCUGCUUCUAUUUUGAGAUGUUUCGCUCAUGACAGUGAUAAAGUCAAAACAGUCCACGAACUAUGUCCUUUCAUUUGGGAUCGCAGACAAAACGCAGAGGUUAUUGUGGGUUGUUUCACUUUCUCCACUGACCAAACCAAGGUUAGAGACUAUUUGUUCAGAAAUUAA